Messenger RNA from Delphinapterus leucas (beluga whale), 3290 nucleotides. It is a transcript of the gene IL10RB, whose product is annotated as interleukin 10 receptor subunit beta. The record is from RefSeq and is a predicted model, not a curated record. Gene Ontology annotation, biological process: cytokine-mediated signaling pathway. Gene Ontology annotation, molecular function: interleukin-10 receptor activity; protein binding. Lineage: Eukaryota; Metazoa; Chordata; Mammalia; Artiodactyla; Monodontidae. Gene Ontology annotation, cellular component: plasma membrane.
UAGCGACAGACGUCAGGCAGUGUCUUACACCCCCUGGUACUUACCCUGCUCUGGGUUUUCCAACCUCACCACUGCAGAGCUGAAAAAGAGGAAAUUAGGCCUUUCUCAGCAGUGUUGUGAGACAAACGAUUAUCGACAAAGAAAUGACUUGGCUUUGUGUUGUUGCUUAUCCCUGGGGGGAGGGGGGAGUUACGGUAAAGAAGACCCUCUCAAACUGGAUUUGCUAAUGGAGUGCUUUAAAAUCAGUUUAUUUGCGGGGAGAGGGGUUACAGAGGCCGUGCCUGUUCUCUGGAGAAAACUUGGGGAAUACUGCAUGGUGUAAACCACCACCAUCCAGAUAUCACCUCUGGGUUGGCGUUGGAGUGUAUUUAUUUAACUUGCGACUCCUUUCAAAGCAUGAAUUUAAUGUAAUAGGGACACGGCACGCACAGUUUUGCAAUCUGUUUUACAAUCUGUUUUCCACUCACCCGGAGGAGGAUAGUGCCCUUCCACCUCUGCACCUGCCCCUGCCAAUCGGGUGAGAGCGGCCUCUAGAGACUGGCACGCGGGGACGGGGUCCGAGGCAGGGGCGGGGCUUCGUGUCGCCCCGCCCCACCGGUUCCCGGAAGCAGCCUCGGGGCGGGGGCACCGGAGCUCCCUUACGCUGGCGCGGAAGCGGGCGUAGGGGCGCGUACCCCGGCGCCCGGUGGCUGCCCGCGGUCCCGCGAGCGCCCUCCCGGGCCCCAUGCGCGACCAUGGCGCAGAGCCUCCGGAGCUGGCUGGGCGGCUGCCUCCUGGUGUCAGGUGAGGGGUCUGCGGGGAGGGGACGCCGGGCAUUCUCCGGAGUGUCGGCUCAAUCGCGCGCCCAGCGCGCUUCCCAAGCCGGGCUGCCUGCGCGGAGACCCGGCCCCGCCUUGGCGCUGCGUCCCGCCCCGAGGUGCGCUCGGGAACCAGGAGGCUCGGCUACGACGUCGGGCAGCGAUGGCCCCAAAGACGACCCCUGAGCGGACCCCAGAGGCGCACUCAAAGUGACUAAGUGCCUGGGCGGGCCGUCAGGGCCUCCCACUAAGUCCCCAGCACCCCAAGAUCCGAAUUCUGCCCCUCAACUCUGCAGCUCUGUUGUUUCUGAGUUCUAAAUCCAGUGAAACCCUUCCUGUCCUGCUCUAAAUUGCUAGCCCAGGUUCAAACAGCACUAUGGAUCCCUCCUUCCUUCCUGAUGAACUCAUCCCUGGCCUUCCAGGGUACCUUGCUCUCCGGUUUCCCUCCUACCUACCAGCCUUUUUCUAUUUGGGAUCCACCCCCUCUACCAGAUCUCCAUACAGCCAAGUUCAUGCCCGAGCCCUCUUCUCUCCUUCCCCUACACUAUCCCUUUUGGGGGGUAUCAGCAGAACUCUAGCAUUAAAUACCAGCUAUGGGCUCACGACUCUCAAAAUUAUAUCUGUUGGCAUUAGUUGGGUGAUGGGCCGGUGGCGGUUUAAUAUACUCUUCUCUGUACUUUUGUGUAUGUUUGGCGUUUUCUAUUAAAAAGUUUAACAACUAUUUUUGUCUCUAGCCCAGAUCUAUAUUCUGUGCCCCAGGCUCAUUCAUCCAGCUGUCUCUGAUAUACCGACUUACGUAUCCUUCAGCAUCUCAAACCUAAUGCAAAUUCUAAACUGGGACUCUUGAUUUCCCUGUCCCCAGCUCCAGUCAGGCCAUCAGCAUUAGGAAUGGUGCCACCUCCUGAAAAUGUCAGAAUGAAUUCAGUUAAUUUCAGGAACAUUCUACAGUGGGAGUCGCCUGCUUUUCCCAAGGGGAAUCUGACUUUCACAGCUCAGUACCAAAGUUAUAGGAAAUUCCAAGAUAUAUGCACAAGUACUGUCUUGACGGAAUGUGAUUUCUCAAGUCUUUCCAAGUAUGGUGACCACACCUUGAGGGUCAGGGCUCAAUUUGAAGACGAGCAUUCAGACUGGAUAAACAUCACCUUCUGUCCUGUGGAUGACACCAUUAUCGGACCUCCCAGAAUCCAAGUAGAAGCACUUGCUAAUUCUUUACAUAUGCGUUUCUUAGCCCCGAAAAUUAAGAAUGAACCUGAAACAUGGAGCAUGAGGAAUAUUUAUAACUCAUGGACUUAUCAUGUGCAAUAUUGGAAAAAUGGCUCAGACGAAAAGUUUCCAGUUACUGGUCAGUAUGACUUCGAGGUCCUCCGAAAUCUUGAGUCACAGACAACUUACUGUGUUCAAGUUCGAGGGUUUCUUCCUGAUCGGAACAAAACCGGGGAGUGGAGUGAGCCUGUCUGUGAGCAAACAGCUGCUGACGAAAUCGCCCCCUCCUGGAUCGUGGCCGGGGUCCUGGGAGCCUCGGUGUGCACCGUCCUCCUGACGCUCACUGGCUGCUUUGUCUUGCUGCGGUGCGUUUACAAGAAGGCCAAGCAUGCCAUCCCCCCGAGGAAUUCUCUUCCACAGCACCUGAAAGAGUUUCUGAACCACCCUCAUCACAGCACACUUCUCUUAUUCUCCUUCCCACUGUCUGAUGAGAAUGAAGUUUUUGACAAACUGAGCGUCAUCACAGAAGCGUGUGAAAGCCACAAGCCGAACCUUGGGGCGGGCUGCAGCCUUAGGACCUUGUCUGAGCAGGGGCCCUCUGAGCUGGCCUCCAAGGAAGAAACACACUCAGCCGGGCACAGCGACCCCCUCCUUCUCACGCCUGCCUCUGAGGGUGAUCAGAGCAACCGACAAACAAGGGCUGAGACCAGCUGAGUAACCCCCAGAUUGAGAACCUCAGAUGCUGGGACAAUGUCCACACCAACAAGGAGCUGGAUUUUAAAGGCUCACUUGGCACAAAUACUCCAUCUUGGGAACUAGCCACCUUAUAAAGGCCUUAAUGAUUUGAAAAAAUAGCCACUGAAGGUGUGAUUUUCAGCCUCAUGUGCUCACUCAAUAUAAAAAAGUUCCAGGGAAUUCCCUGGCGGUCCAGUAGUUAGGAUUCGGUACUCUCACUGCUGGGGCCUGGGUUCAAUCCCUGGUCGGGGAACUAAGAUCCCACAAGCCACACGGCCCAACAAACAAAACGAAAAACAAGUUUUAAAUGGUGAGAAACAGAAAUAUUUAAAAUGAGGAAUAAAAACCAAGAUGCUGUAAAACCUGACCAGAGUGCCGAUAGACUGAUGUGAAAAAUGGCCUCGACUCAAAAGUAACCGUCAGCAAACGCUGUACAUGUACAGAGCACAGACUUUGUGGAUUCUCAGGGACACUUUGACUGGAUUUAUUUUUCUAUGCGGACACAUUUUAUGUAUAUAAUGCUGGUGCUCAAUUAAAGUCUUAUUCUCCGUUUAA